Phalaenopsis equestris is the source of this 678-nucleotide messenger RNA. RefSeq names its product cyclin-U1-1-like. The record is from RefSeq and is a predicted model, not a curated record. Gene Ontology annotation, biological process: regulation of cyclin-dependent protein serine/threonine kinase activity. Gene Ontology annotation, molecular function: protein kinase binding. The coding region runs from base 29 to 568 and encodes 179 amino acids. NCBI's taxonomy places the organism in Eukaryota, Viridiplantae, Streptophyta, Magnoliopsida, Asparagales, Orchidaceae. The transcript is spliced from 2 exons.
GGGAGAGCUGACGGCCGCCGCGGCGGAGAUGAGCGCGCAGCAGGCGGUGAGUGCGGUGGCGAACGCUCUGGAAAAGCUGGUGGAGCGGAACGAUAUUGUAGCGGCGGCGACGGCGGCGGCGGAGGAGGGCGGCGGAAAAGAAGGGGGAGUGGCGGCGUUCAGAGGGCUGAGGCGGCCGGGAAUAAGCAUAGAGAAGUAUAUGGAGAGAAUCCAUAGCUACGCCCUUUGCAGCCCGGCUUGCUUUGUGGUUGGGUUCGUCUACGUCGACCGGGCGGUCCACCGCCGGCCGGACUUCCUCGUCGGUUCGCUUAAUGUCCAUCGGCUUAUGCUCACCAGUGUACUGGUCGCCUCCAAGUUCUUCGAUGUCAUGGCACAAAGCAAUGCAUUCUAUGCUAAGGUCGGAGGCGUGAGUAAUGCGGAGCUGAAUAAUCUGGAACUGGAGCUGCUCUUUUUAUUGGAUUUCAAUGUCAAUGUGAGCUUGCAGGAGUUCGGAAGUUAUGUCUCUUAUUUGGAGAGGGAGAUGUUGGCAAAGCUGGAAGGCUCAAGGCAGAUCCACUCUUAUGUAUAAAUAUAUGUUGGCCUGAAUCAUACCAACUGUUAGAGCUAUUAAUUCCUCUGCCGUUGCCUGAAAUGUUUCAGUAUUGAAAACAAUAAUAAAUUGUUUUUGGGGCAUUUACA